This is a messenger RNA of Phalaenopsis equestris, 1349 nucleotides long. Its product is annotated as carotene epsilon-monooxygenase, chloroplastic-like. Bases 33 to 689 code for a protein of 218 amino acids. Gene Ontology annotation, biological process: carotenoid biosynthetic process. Gene Ontology annotation, cellular component: chloroplast. The transcript is spliced from 7 exons. Lineage: Eukaryota; Viridiplantae; Streptophyta; Magnoliopsida; Asparagales; Orchidaceae. The record is from RefSeq and is a predicted model, not a curated record. Gene Ontology annotation, molecular function: iron ion binding; heme binding.
CUAGCGUCCAGCUACGAGAUGACCUGCUAUCCAUGUUGGUUGCUGGUCAUGAAACCACUGGCUCAGUAUUAACAUGGACUCUUUAUCUUCUAAGCAAGGAUUCCUCUGCUCUAAAAAAGGCACAAGAAGAGAUUGAUAAAGUUCUAGGAGGAAGGAUUCCUACAUAUGAUGAUGUGAAGGAAUUGAAGUACUUGAAUCGUUGCAUACAUGAAUCAAUGCGCCUUUAUCCACACCCACCUGUUUUGAUAAGGAGGGCUCAAGCUGCUGACAUUCUUCCAGGAAAUUUUAAAGUUAAUGCAGGGCAAGAUAUAAUGAUUUCAGUUUAUAAUAUUCAUCGAUCUCCUCAGGUCUGGGAAGGUGCAGAAGACUUUGUGCCUGAAAGAUUUGAUUUAGAGGGACCAGUACCAAAUGAGACCAACACUGAUUUCAGAUUCAUACCAUUUAGCGGCGGACCACGCAAAUGUGUUGGCGACCAGUUUGCUUUGUUAGAAGCCAUAAUUGCCCUUGCAAUUUUUGUGCAAAAUAUGAAUUUUGAGCUGGUUCCUGAUCAGAAGAUCAGCAUGACGACCGGAGCAACCAUUCAUACAACAAAUGGCUUGUACAUGAAAUUGAGUCCAAGGAAUAUAAAGGAAGACAAUUUUUUCUCUCUUGAAGGAAAAGGAAAUAACCACGGGCUCUUGCUUAGUUGAAAUAUUUCAAUAUGAGAAAUGGUUAUACAAUUUCUCGGAUUAUAAGGUUUGUGUACAGAAGAAUUUGUUGCCCCUUGGUAGUGAGCUGGCGGCAGCAGACAAUGGAGGUUGACGGUGGGCCAGCGGGUGGCGGCUAGAAUCGUCCACGGGCAGCCUCAACCAGAUUUGGUCGGAGGCAAAGACAACCAAAGUUGGUUGAAGGCGGAGGCGGCAGCAGUCGAAGGAGAUCUGAGUGGUCAGAGGAGGCGGUAGUCGGACUUGGCCUAAGGCAACGAUUGUCGGACUUGGCCAAAGGCGGCGGUGGCCAAAGUUGGACGGAGGCGACGACGGUCGUAGUUGGACCGAGGCGACAGCAGGCUAGACUUAGUCGGAUCUACAUUGUAGGAUUCUAAGCUGUAGAUCCCUCUUCUAUUGGUUCUGGUCUCCCUCUUGGCCAGGUUCAAGGUUUCCUAAUAAGAAGGGUUUCCUAAUAAGAAGGGUGGUAGGACUCUAUUUAUAGAAUACAUGUUACAAAUAAGGAAUGAAUCUGAAGUACUCUUGAUCGGAUGGUCUGAAGAGAUCCCCUUGAUCGGACGGCAUUUGAUGAACAUUUGAGUGACUUAAUUAUGUCGGAAUUGAGCGAUAUUGGGCUCAUUUGAUUUGUCUCGUUGAGAUGUUAAA